AGACUCACUGUCUUUGGGACCCCCAGUUUCAUGUCCUGAAUGCUCAGACCCCACCCCUUACUGGUACAUCCAUCCUGAUGUGCAGGACCAGAGCAGUGGGAUACAGGACUGUGCUCUGCAGAGAGCUGUUGGGAUAUACUGGGAUCUGCCAAGCUGUGCUAGGAUAUACUGGGAUCUGCCAAGCCGUGCUAGGAUAUACUGGGAUCUGCCAAGCUGUGCUAGGAUAUACUGGGAUCUGCCAAGCUGUGCUAGGAUAUACUGGGAUCUGCCAAGCUGUGCUAGGAUAUACUGGGAUUUGCCAAGCCAUUCCGUGAUAUACUGGGAUCUGCCAAGCCGUGCCGGGAUAUACUGGGAUCUGUUAACCUGUGCUGGGAUAUACUGGGAUCUGUCAAGCCAUUCCGUGAUAUACUGGGAUCUGCCAAGCCGUGCCGGGAUAUACUGGGAUCUGAUAAGCCAUUCUGUGAUAUACUGGGAUCUGCCAAACCGUGAUAUACUGGCAUUUGCCAAGCUGUGCCAGGAUAUACUGGGAUUUGCCAAGCCGUGCCAGGAAAUACUGGGAUCUACCAAGCCGUGAUAUACUGGGAUCUGCCAAGCUGUGCUGUGAUAUACUGGGAUCUGCCAAGCUGUGCCAGGAUAUACUGGGACCUGCCAAGCCUUGCUGGGACAUAGUGGGACCUGCAAGCCGUGUCAGGAUAUACUGGGAACUGUAGAGCUGUGCUGGGUGUUACACUCUGAUCUGUGGAGCUGUGCUGGGUUAUACUGGGAUCUGCCAAGCCGUGCCAGGACUGGGAACUGCACAGCUGUACUGGGGUUAAUACUCUCCUCUGCAGAGCAGUACUGUGCCGGGCAAUGCUGGGGUCUGCAGAGCUGGUUAUUUCUUCAAUGUGAUAAGGGGGAUUAUACUGGGAUCUGCAGAGCACCGUGGCUGGUUAUACUGGGAUCUGCAGAGCACCCUGGCUGGUUAUACUGGGAUCUGCAGAGCACCGUGGCUGGUUAUACUGGGAUCUGCAGAGCACCGUGGCUAGUUAUACUGGGAUCUGCAGAGCGCCGUGGCUAGUUAUACUGGGAUCUGCAGAGCACUGUAGCUGGUUAUACUGGGAUCUGCAGAGCACUGUAGCUGGUUAUACUGGGAUCUGCAGAGCAGUUCUGUACUGGGCGAUGCAGGGUUUUACAGAGCACUUUGGAAUUUUACUGUGAUCAGGGGGAUUGUACAAGGAUUUGCGGAGCAGUUCUCUACUUGCUCUGCCCAUAGACCCCCUACCUGUUGCCAAAAUGCUGCGCUGUGUGGUCCAAAGGGCCAGCAACCUCCCAAAUGUGGAGAAAGGGGUCAGGUACAGUGACCCAGUUACCAGUUUAACCUUCAGAGGGGUUAAGAAGAAAACGAAAAUCAUAAAGAACAAUCUGAAUCCCAUAUGGAACGAGGGAUUCGAGUGGGAUUUAAAAGGAUUGCCCUUGGACAACAGUUCGGAGCUUGUCGCGGUAGUGAAAGACCAUGAAACCAUGGGAAGGAACAGGUUUCUGGGUGAGACCCGAGUCAGCCUACGGGAUUUACUUACGUCCCCUAACCUGACGGCCACGUAUAAUGCCCCACUCCUGGACAGCAAGAAGCAGGGCACGGGGGCGAUAUUAACCUUGCAGAUAUCUUACUUUCCUCCACCGGGGGCAGCCCCAGUUGUACCCCCUCCUGCACCCAAGGAGCCCACCCCAUCGCUCAAUGAGUUGGACACCAUCACUGAUACGGCUGGUGAAGAGGACACGGAAGACCAGGCUGGAACUGGCGAUGAAGCGGAUAUUGUCUCUCUGGCCCCUGGAGGAGCAGAGCAACCCACUCUCCCCAAGAAAACUGCCCCUGUCCCUGUGCAGGGAUUAAAGAGAAAGAAGAGCAACUCCAAAAAACACCUCUCCAACAAGCCUCAGGACUUCCAGGUUCGUGUUCGAGUGAUAGAAGGGAGGCAGAUCCCAGGGAUUAACAUCAAACCUGUUGUCAAAGUCACAGUUGCUGGGCAGACCAAGAGAACCCGGAUACGCAAAGGGAACAACCCAUAUUUCGAUGAGACAUUUUUCUUCAAUUUUUUUGAGUCCCCUUCUGAACUCUUUGAUGAACCCGUGUUCCUGACUGUUCUCGAUUCCCGCUCCCUCCGAACAGACUCAGUGAUUGGUGAAUUCCGGAUGGACGUCGGAAUGAUUUAUGGAGAAUCAAAACAUGCCUUCCUCAGGAAGUGGCUUCUCCUCUCCGACCCAGACGAUUUCUCCGCGGGGGCCAAGGGGUACCUGAAGGUCAGCCUCUAUGUACUUGGGCCUGGAGAUGAGAGCCCGGUAGAGAAAAAGGAGGUCUCGGAAGACAAGGAGGACAUUGAGGGGAACUUGCUGCGACCGGCCGGGGUGUCCCUGCGAGGAGCCCACCUUACUCUGAAGAUUUACAGGGCGGAAGAUCUGCCGCAGAUGGACGAUGCUGUGCUGGACAAUGUCAAACAGAUCUUUGGCUUUGACAGCAACAAGAAAAACUUGGUGGAUCCCUUUGUGGAAGUCAGUUUUGCGGGGAAGAUGCUCCUCAGUAAGAUCAUGGAGAAGAACGCCAACCCGCAGUGGAGUCAGUCCAUCACUCUUCCCAUCAGGUUCCCCUCUAUGUGUGAAAAAAUGCGCAUCCGCCUGUUGGACUGGGACCGCCUCACCCACAACGAUAUCAUCGGCACCACCUACCUGAGCAUGUCCAAAAUCUCAGCUCCUGGCGGCGAGAUUGAAGAUGAGACACCGCGUAAGGCCUUGCCGGUUUCUAACUUUGAUGACACUUUGGGAUUUCUGCCAACCUUCGGGCCUUGCUAUGUGAACCUUUAUGGCAGCCCUCGGGAGUUCACUGGGUUUCCAGACCCUUAUGAAGAUCUGAACUUGGGGAAGGGAGAAGGAGUGGCUUACCGUGGUCGGGUCCUUCUGGAGUUGGAGACAAAGCUGGUGGAGCAGGCUGAGCAGAAGGUGGAAGACAUUCCUUCAGAUGAUAUUUCACGGGUUGAGAAAUAUCUCCGCAGACGGAAGUACUGCCUCUUUGCCGCUUUCUAUUCAGCCACCAUGUUGCAGGACGUCGAUGACGCCAUUCAGUUUGAGGUCAGCAUUGGAAAUUAUGGAAACAAGUUCGACAACACCUGCCUCCCCCUGGCCUCCACCACGCAGUACAGCCGGGCUGUGUUCGACGGUUGCCAGUACUAUUAUCUCCCCUGGGGUAACGUAAAGCCCGUUGUUGUUCUCUCAUCUCACUGGGAAGACAUCGGCCACAGAACUGACACUCAGAAUAUUCUACAAUACGCCAUCGAUAAUCUGGCAGCGAAUCUGGACUGGGUCCACCUUGCUGUGAAAGCUAAGAGCUCCCCCUACGACUUGGACGCUUUGGUCGCGCGUUUGUUUGAUGACAUCAUCACCGACUGCAGCCACGCCCUGCCAGAUGUCAAGUCUAUGCAAGGGACCACCCACCUGGACCAGUACUUGUACAGAUUCCGCAAGACCAACCUUGCCCAGAUUGUCCAGGCGGCUCUGAAACUCAAGCACGAUGACUGUGUGGAGCAGGAGAAUGUGAUGGAGCAGGCAGAGGACUGGCUAAUGCGACUAAAGGCUAUGGCUGAGGAGCCGCAGAACAGCCUGCCAGACAUAGUGAUUUGGAUGUUACAAGGGGAGAAGCGUGUGGCUUAUUAUAGAAUGCCGGCCCGCGAUGUCCUUUUCUCCAGGAAUGGCUCCAAGUGUUGCGGCAAGAACUGCGGGAAGCUCCAGACAAUAUUUCUCAAAUUUCCUCAGGAAGGAACCCAAGGAGCGAAGAUGCCAGCUCAGGUUCGAGUCCAGCUGUGGUUUGGGCUCGCUGUGGAUCAGAAGGAAUUCAAUCAUUAUGCUCAGGGGAAAUUGUCUGUUUUUGCUGAAGCUUAUGAAAACCAAACAAAGCUGGCUCUCGUGGGCAACUGGGGAACAACUGGCCUUACGUACCCCAAAUACUCAGACGUGACCGGGAAAAUCAAACUUCCAAAGGAGAGUUUCAAGGCUUCCACUGGAUGGAGCUGGGCCGGAGACUGGUUUAUCAGCCCGGAGAAAACGUUGCUGUAUGAUACGGACGCGGGUCACAUGAGCUUCGUGGAAGAGGUUUUCGAGAACCAGGCCAGGCUGCCCGGUGGGCAAUGGAUCCAUAUGACGGAGGCCUACUCAGAUGUGAAUGGGGAGAAGGUUUUGCCAAAAGAUGAGAUCGAAUGCCCCCCUGGCUGGAAAUGGGAGGAUGAUGAAUGGUCCACGGACACCAACAGGGCUGUUGAUGAGCAAGGAUGGGAGUACGGCAUUACUAUCCCCCCUGACCGGAAGCCUAAAUCCUGGGUUCCAGCAGAGAAGAUGUAUCACACCAACCGCAGGAGGCGCUGGGUCAGACUAAGACGAAGGGACCCCAAGCAGAUUGAGAUCCUAAAAAAGCACAAGCCGGACGAGUCGGAGAGCGAGGGAUGGGAAUACGCCUCUCUCUUUGGCUGGAAGUUUCACCUGAAGUACCGUAAGACUGACAGUUUCCGCAGGCGCAGGUGGAGGCGCCGUAUGGAACCCCUGGAACGCACCGGGGCGGCAGCUGUUUUCGCUUUGGAAGGUUCCCUGGGUGGAAUUACAGAUGAUAAAAGCGAUGAUGGAAAAAACACGUCCACAAUGAGCUUCGGGGUCAACCGGCCGACGAUAUCCUGCAUAUUUGACUAUGGGAACCGUUACCAUUUGCGCUGCUACAUAUACCAAGCGAGGAACCUGGUGCCCAUGGACCAAGACAGCUUUUCUGAUCCAUACGCCAUAGUCUCUUUCCUCCAUCAAAGUCAAAAGACCUUGGUGAUGAAGAGCACCUUGAACCCAACAUGGGACCAGACCCUUAUUUUUCAUGAAAUUGAAGUUUUUGGAGACCCUGAAACCAUAAAAGAAUCCCCUCCCAACAUAGUGGUGGAAAUCUAUGACCACGAUACUUACGGUGCAGAUGAAUACAUGGGAAGGUGCAUUUGCAAGCCAAGCUUUGAGCGCUCCCCCCGGUUAUCUUGGCACCCGGUGAUCAUGGGCACGAAGAACGUCGGAGAGCUGCUCGCUGCCUUCGAGCUCAUUCCCAGGGAAAAGCCGGCUGUUCAUCUUAUCCCAGGACUGGAGGGAGAAAUCUCAGGAGUUCUGAGCGAGCUGCUUAUUCCUCGCUUCUUCACCGAGAAACUUCUUGACUGGUCAUCAGACGCCGACCUUCCCUACCCACCUCCACAGAGGGAGGCCAAUGUGUACAUGGUGCCCCAGGGAAUCAAACCCGUUCUGCAGCGCACCGCUAUAGAGAUCCUGGCCUGGGGGCUGAGGAACCUAAAGAGCUACCAGCUGGCCAGCGUGACCUCCCCGAGUCUGAUAGUGGAGUGCGGCGAUGAACUGAUCCAGUCGGGGGUCAUUAAGAACGUCAAGAAGAACCCCAACUUUGAUGUGUGCCUGCUCCUCAUGGAAGUGAGGUUGCCCAGAGAAGAUCUAUAUUGUCCACCCAUCAUUGUGAAGGUCAUCGAUAACCGUCAGUUUGGAAGAAAACCAGUCGUCGGCCAAUGCACCAUCAAGUCUUUGGAAGAGUUCCAUUGUGACCCCAACUCAGAAGAUCUAGAGGUAGAAGAUGGACUGUCAGACAAUGUGAGUGUUACACCCAGGGACGAGGUGCUUAUUGACAUUGAUGAUAAGGAACCUCUUAUCCCGACUCAGCUUGCCGACGGUAUGACCAGCUCAGCCAUUAUUAACUUAUCAUCUUCUCGGCCCAGUCUCCAUGAAGAAGAGUUCAUUGAUUGGUGGAGUAAGUUUUAUGCUUCCAUUGGGGAAAAAGAGAAAUGUGGAACAUACCUAGAGAAAGGCUUUGAUACCUUGCAGGUACUGGACACAGAGCUAGAGAACAUAGAGGAUUACGAAGAACUCUCAGACUUUUGCCGAACCUUCAAACUGUACAGAGGAAAAACACAAGAUGAGACAGAAGAUCCCUCUGUGGUUGGAGAAUUUAAGGGAUCCUUUAAAAUCUAUCCUCUUCCUGAUGACCCAUCAGUCCCCAGGCCAGCACCCCAGUUCCGCCAACUCCCUGCCAAAGGUCUUCAAGAGUGCCUCGUGCGUGUCUAUAUUGUUCGUGCUUUUGGUUUGCAGCCGAAAGACCCCAACGGCAAGUGUGAUCCCUACGUGAAGAUUUCCAUUGGAAAGAAGUCAUUAAAUGAUCAGGAACAUUAUAUCCCUUGCACCUUGGAGCCUGUUUUUGGAAAAAUGUUUGAGCUGACCUGCACCCUCCCUCUGGAGAAAGACCUGAAGGUCACACUCUAUGAUUAUGACAUGAUUUCAAAAGAUGAGAAGAUUGGAGAGACGGUGAUAGACCUGGAGAACCGUUUCCUCUCGAAAUAUGGAGCAAGAUGUGGAUUGCCUCAAUCCUACUGCAUAUCUGGGCCAAACCAGUGGCGGGACCAACGGAAACCAUCGGAACUUCUCAGAAUCUUUGCGCAGCAGCGGAACUUCAAACCCCCUAACUUCAAAAACAACAGCAUAAUGUUCCGGAACCAUGAGUACCAUGUCUCUGAGCUGGAAGACAGCAAGUUCCCUAACCCGCACCAGGGCCCGCCGGAGGAACGGCUCGCUCUACACGUACUGAGAAGGCAAGGCCUGGUGUGUGAGCAUGUGGAGACCAGGGCCCUGUACAGCCCUUUGCAGCCGGAUAUAGAACAGGGAAAGCUGCAGAUGUGGGUUGACUUGUUCCCCAAGUCCCUCGGUUCUCCCGGCCCUCCCUUUAAUAUAACCCCACGGAAAGCCAAACGGUAUUACUUGCGCUGUAUCAUCUGGAACACCAAAGAUGUGAUUCUGGAUGAUGUGAGCAUCACAGGAGAGAAGAUGAGUGAUAUCUAUGUCAAGAGCUGGCUGAUUGGCCAUGAAGAAAAUAAACAGAAGACAGAUGUUCACUACAGGUCUAUGGGAGGUGAAGGGAAUUUUAACUGGCGGCUUGUGUUCCCUUUCGACUAUCUUCCCGCGGAGCAGGUCUGCUCAGUGUCCAGAAAGGAGCAUUUCUGGAGCCUCGACAAGACUGAGAAUAAAAUCCCUCCAAACCUCAUUAUACAGAUAUGGGACAACGAUAAGUUCUCCUUCGAUGACUAUUUAGGUUCCGUGCAGCUGGACCUCAACCGGAUGCCACGACCUGCCAAAACGGCGGAGAAGUGCAGGCUGGACCUGCUGGAUGAGGUGGAGUCUGCAAAUCACUGCUCCUUGUUUGAGCAGAAGACAGUCAAGGGAUGGUGGCCGUGUGUAGGGCAGGAGGGGGACGAGAAGAUUCUGGCUGGAAAAGUGGAAAUUACUUUAGAGAUUGUAAAUGAACAGGAACAUGAUGAGAGACCGGCCGGGAUUGGUCGAGAUGAGCCAAAUAUGAACCCAAGACUUGAAGACCCAAAGCGCCCAGAAACCUCGUUCCUCUGGUUCACUUCCCCGUACAAGACCCUGAAGUACAUCCUGUGGAGGAGAUACAAGUGGCUCAUCCUUGUCUUCUUCCUUCUAUUCAUCCUACUGCUCUUCCUCGGAAUCUUCCUGUAUUCCUUCCCGAACUACGCUGCUAUGAAGCUGGUGAAGCCGUUCAGUUGAUCGAGGAUGACGCGAGCCUGCUGGUUUAUGAAGCUUCUGCUGUCCAGCACUAAAGAUCAUGGAGACGCCACUGUGGAAUGUUUGAAACUUUGCCUUUAGAACCUUGGCAAUGGAAAUCCAGCUGCUGUAUGGCCAUGUACACUAUAUCCUGUCUUCCGCUUCUACUUUGCCUUAUAUGUAACGCUGCAUAUCCUCUAUGCACUGAAGGCAGCGAUCCCCAAUGGAUCUGCCACACAACAGAGUCACUUGCGCACUAUUUCUUUUCAAUAUAAUCUAGAUUGAGCUAUCCGGAACCUAACUAUCUAGAAAAAAAAAAUCUAUAAAAAAAUUAUUUUGCAUAAAUGGCAGUUUGUGGGGAAGUAAAAUCCUGUUAACAUGUCCAAGUCUCCUUAGCUUUGCCUUCAUUAAAGGGCACUUUGUCCCUGUACUACAGUAUCGGACAGCAAUAGGGCUGUCUCCUAUUGGGGUCUCUUAUUCUGUACAUUAUGUGUAGUUUUAUAAUGCUGACUGAUGGCCUUUAACCAGAUUUAUUGCUUAAAGCUAUAUUCAGUGAUAUAGUAUAUAAAUAUAUAUAUGUGUGUGUGUAUGGAAUUUAAGGUAAGGGAGUUCAUGUAGGGGAGUGAUCCCCAAGCAGUGGCUCGGGGGCAACAUGUUGCUCAUCACCCCCUUUGAUGUUGCUCCCAGUGGCCUCAGAGUAGGUGCCAUUUUUAAAUCUCUGGCUUGGAGGCAAGUUUUGGAAGCCCAGAGACACAGUUUUAUUCCAAGCAGAGCCUCCUGCAGGCCAGCAGUCACAUGGGGCUACCAAAUAGCCAAUCACAGCCCUUAUUUAGCAUCAUCAAGGAAGUUUUUUCACAUUUGUGUGACUCACAAGUGCAUAUGGUUGGAGAUCCCUGAUGUGGGGUCAUCCCCCAGCAUCCCCCUGACAGGGAAAGGUUCAUUGAUAUGGCACCUUAUCUCCUGUCAACUGCUCUCUAGGGUUUCAAUCAAGUCCUUAAUAGUUAUAGGAGAUAUCUGUAAUCACUGGUAUUUUAUUUGCCCACACAGUGGUCAGAUGAAGAUCAUAAUGGAUGAGCAGUACAUGUAGCCCCCAUCAUCUUAGAAGUUUCAUUUACAUUACCUAGGCUUCUCUUACAUGUACCUGUUUGACCUACCCGGCUAUAAUUUGCUGGGCCUUAACCUAUAAUGGCCUUACUCUCUUUUAAGAGUUUGUUUGUAACCAGAGCUUACUCUUACUCUGUGGAUGGGCAGAGAAAGUCAAUAGCUAAGGUCAAGAAGGGGUCCUCUGAAACAGUUGGGACUGGUCUUCAGCCUCCUGUCAUUUAGGGGAUGCCUUCACAUGGAGGCCAGCUUUCAUUCUGUAGCCUUUACAUGUUUGUUAGGGGAUGGAGUUGUACCAAUGGAAUGGCUACUAGAUGGUCAACAAAGCUGUGAGGCCCUACUUUAUUUUCAAGGACACCGAUGCCUUACAAAAGGCUAAAUAGUUAUAAACAGCUUUAUUCUACCUUUUGAGUGCCUUCAGUUCCAUGUUAUAUAUAAUAUUACCUUAUUUCUCAUAAAACUAUGCAAUGCAUCGUUUCUGGUCCAAUAUCUCAGGAAAUGAAGCCCUUCUGUCCCUGAGUGUAUGUUCCCCCUGACCCCAGGUGUAGGCACUUUAGCAUAUGACUUACGCUUGUUAUCAUUAUUACGCAUUAGCCUUACUAUCAACCGUUGAACAACAGGACGAUUCCACUGAUUACAUUUUUCUGUGGGUUCUCCAAUAGUGAAAUGCGCAUAUUCAAAAUGGCUUCACAAGUGGCUGCAAAAGAGGGGAAAGGUUUGACUAGCGCACUUCUGCCUUCAUUGGUUGGACUCCGGCCCCCCUCUUUGUAUUAAAAAUGCUUAUAUUUUUGGCUAACGUUUAUUAACGCUACCUUCUACCUAGUGAGGAGGAACCAACCAGAUUCCAAUGAAUCUGAAGGUCGAUGAAUGUAAUUGAUAAGAUUCCGCCUGCAGUAAGCUUGGGCCUCCAUCCUAUAAGAGUUUACACUAAUUUGAGGCUAUAAUAGUGUUUUCCAAUGCUCAGGUCAUCCAUAUACCAAAAAACACGACGAAGAAACACGAAGAAAGUUCGAUAAACACUGUUUGGUUUCAACGUACAUUGUGUCUUCUGAGAUUUAUUGUUGUACAAUUGGUCUCCGAGGCCCGUGCAAUGGUUAAUUACUUAUGUCUGGAGGGUGUCAACAUUUCCUUGGUGUUUUGGAUAAUGGAAAAUGUAUCAGAAUGUUAUCUAAGCAUAUUCGCUGGGUUCUCCAACAUUAAUCUUUAUUUUUGCUCUUUUUUUAAUUGUGUUUGUGAUAUUGUGUAAGCCAAUGAGAGGAACCAGUUCAAGGUGCAUCCAUUUUAUUUAUGCAGUAUUGAAAAUGUAUAUUACCAUGGGUCGAGGUCAUGGAAUGUAUCUUGUUUUAAAAUUCUGGUUUUUGGGCACGAGGGCAGAAUGUUAAAAACGUAUAUAUUUUCCUGCACUGAUUUUGAGAGAAAUGCAAGUUAUUAAAGCCGUGAGUUCGACUGACGCUUUAUAGACUUCUGAAUUCUUAAAGCCGUAUUAAAUGUCCGAACCUGA
Molecule: messenger RNA, 10198 nt
Organism: Xenopus tropicalis (tropical clawed frog)
Lineage: Eukaryota; Metazoa; Chordata; Amphibia; Anura; Pipidae
Gene: dysf
Product: dysferlin
Exons: 57
Coding region: 1273-7599 (2108 amino acids)
Biological process (GO): negative regulation of phagocytosis; macrophage activation involved in immune response; monocyte activation involved in immune response
Cellular component (GO): cytoplasmic vesicle membrane; membrane; sarcolemma
Source: RefSeq, a predicted model, not a curated record